Diabrotica virgifera virgifera (western corn rootworm) is the source of this 6398-nucleotide messenger RNA. Its product is annotated as vascular endothelial growth factor receptor 1-like. Gene Ontology annotation, cellular component: signaling receptor complex. Lineage: Eukaryota; Metazoa; Arthropoda; Insecta; Coleoptera; Chrysomelidae. Gene Ontology annotation, biological process: cell surface receptor protein tyrosine kinase signaling pathway; multicellular organism development; positive regulation of kinase activity. The coding region runs from base 193 to 1824 and encodes 543 amino acids. Gene Ontology annotation, molecular function: ATP binding; transmembrane receptor protein tyrosine kinase activity. The transcript is spliced from 10 exons. The record is from RefSeq and is a predicted model, not a curated record.
UUAGACCGAAAUAUAUGGGAGAAGGCCUAUUUGCCUGUGUUAUUCUCUUCCGUAUUUCUCCAUCUUCUAAUCCAUCAGCAUAUAUUUCUACUCCCAGGAAAACAGUUAGGUUCUGGAGCAUUUGGUGUGGUCCUUAAAGGAGAAGCUAAGUGUAUCGUGGAAGGAGAAUCUGUAACAACAGUGGCUGUGAAGAUGGUUAAGAAGAAUGCAGACAACACGUACAUAAAAGCGCUGGCAUCGGAAUUAAAAAUCAUGGCACAUCUAGGAAAGCAUCUUAACGUCGUGAAUUUACUUGGAGCUUGUACCAAAAAUGUUGCCAAAAAAGAACUUUUGGUGAUUGUCGAAUAUUGUCGGUUUGGCAAUUUGCAAAACUACCUCUUACGUCACAGGGAACAUUUUAUUAACCAGAUAGAUCCCCACACGGGUGAAGUUGAUUAUAAGAUAGGCCUGGAGCAUUUGGACCGUACGUAUUCCGUAUCUAGCAACAGAAGUCAAGUACAAUCCCCUCUUAUGAAGUAUGCCGCCGUUGCAUUUUCUGAUUCUGCCUAUGGUGCCAGGCUGGUACCUCCAAGUCCUAUGGGUGACUACAGAGCUCACGCUGCAUCCGAAGCUACUGAUAUGACUACUGUCACUCAAGGGGAUGACGGCGCCGUACUUAGCAAUAACAGCGUCCAACCAGAAUGGCGCUCGAAUUAUAAGGGUGAUUAUAAAGGCAAUAUAUAUCCUAUCAGCACGAACGACCUCAUUGCUUAUGCUUUCCAAGUUGCUAGAGGAAUGGAAUAUCUGGCUUCGAGAAAAGUGCUCCACGGAGAUUUAGCAGCCAGAAAUAUAUUAUUGAGCGACGAGAAUAUUGUGAAAAUAUGCGACUUUGGCCUAGCGAAAAGCAUGUACAAAAGCGACAACUACAAAAAACGAGGCAAUACUCCCCUUCCUGUAAAAUGGAUGGCUAUUGAAUCUAUCAGGGAUAGAGUAUUUUCCACACAGUCGGAUGUUUGGUCCUACGGUAUAGUGUUAUGGGAACUGUUUUCUUUAGGAAAAACUCCAUAUCCCGGUAUGGAAGCAGAUGAAAGGCUUUAUUAUAAGCUGUUGGAUGGAUAUAGACUAGAGAGUCCAGAGUAUUCACCAAAGGAAGUGUAUCAAAUAAUGACGAAAUGCUGGUUAGCUAAGCCUGUUGGAAGGCCAUCGUUUGGUACGAUAACCGAAAGAAUUGGAGCACUUCUUGAAGAAAGUUUAAGAAAGCAUUACAUCGAUCUCAACGACCCGUAUCUUGCAAUAAACGCUAAGAUGUUAGAGGGCCAAAACGAUUAUCUUUCCAUGGUGAGCUCUCCUAGCUUUGACGUAAUUGCCAGUCCACAUUACGUCAACGAUAUAACGACGCAACAAUCAUCUGAUGAAGGUUACAUGAGUAUGAAACCCAGCACAAUUUUCAGUCCAAGAAAAAUAGAGGAAGAAGUGUUCAAGUUCACGGUAUCCAAUAGAAAAGAUCUGACUUCCGAAGAAGUCAAGGGUCAGGAAGCUUUACCGAUGCUUUGUGUGAUCUCAGAAACAGACACGGAAACCCCUCUAAAUAACCCCAGCACCUCCUCAGACCCCAACAGCAUCUCAAAUCCGAUGUACCACCUCCCACCGACUAUACCAAACAACGGUACUUACGGCCAAACAGAAAUUGUCAAAUCGGCCGAUAAUUACGUCAGCAUGCAGGGGAGUAAGAAUCUUAUUAAGGAUAGAAGCGCCCAGGAGAUAAAAACUGUAAUGGACGAGAAGAAGGAGUCACAUCCGUAUGUCAACGAUGAGCUACAAGGCUUGACUUGUAUUAGAGUUUAAGUCAAAUGAUAGUACAAUUUGAUACUUAUUUAAGUUACUAUAGACUGUUGUUUAAGUUUAAGUAAAGGGAUACCUAGUAUACACUCGGACAAAAAUAUUGCAUAAUAUGCAUAUUGUGCAUGUGGAAUGAAAUUUUUUGUGCUGUUAACCUUAGCCCACCUGUAUGAUUCUUCUUACAGUUCCCUCUCCUAGCGGAGGUUGGAUAUCAUAAUGGCUAUGGUCACUUUGUAGGCUGCUGCUCUGAACAGUUGUAAUUAACUACAGUUAAGCCAUUCUCUAAGGUUCCUCAGCCAGAAGAUGUGUCUUCUUCCUAUGCUUCUUUUUCCUUGGAUCCUUCCUUGCAUAAUAUUUCUCAGCAACUCAUAUUUUUCUCCUCUGGUAAUGUGACCCAAAUAUUCAAGUUUUCUAGUUUUUAUACUGUUCAUAAUUUCUAACUCCUUAUUUCGUAGCACUUUAACAUUGGUAAUCCUUUGAACCCACUGACUUUUCAAUAUUCUUCUGUAACACCACGUUUCGAACGCUUCUAUUUUUCUUAUGUGUUGUCUCUUCAAUGUCCAAAUUACCAUUCGGUAUAGUAAUAUAGAGAAUAUGUAGCAUAUUAGAGCCCUUAAUCUGUGAGGCAACUGAAGGUCUUUGUUUGUAAGCAGUGUCUUCAUUUUUAUAAAUGCUUGCCUUGCAGUUUCAAUUCGGACUUUAAUUUCUUUGCUUUGGUCAUUUUUGUCAUCAACCCAGGUUCCCAGAUAUUUGUAUGUCUUUGCCUUUUCUAUUUGGGUUUGCUCUAUCAUUAACCUUUCAUUUCUAUGUUGUGUUUUUGAGACAAUCAUAAAUUUAAUUUUUUUCUUGUUUAUUUUUAGUCCUGUAUGAUAGGAAGAGAAUUUCUUCUCCAAAUGGGAUGUUUUAAAGUAUGACUCAUAUAAAUGCUAUAAUCGGAUUUAAAUCUGAUCUGAGCUUUAUGCUGGCCAUUAUAAUUUUUAAAGUGAAUCUCAUCAAAGUAAGAAGUCUUCACUUUGCUAGCGACAUGAAGACGUGAACACCAAUAUAUUAUAUCCAAUAUGGCUUUCAAAUGGCAAAACAUGAUAUUUUAAAAUGUUUUCAAUGGACAUAUCAGUUGGAAUUUGCCUAACCACCUCCACGCGUUCCGUAUGACCUUUCAAAACAAUACCGCUCCGUAGCACUAUGUCGCCACCACCAAAACUAACGCUCUGUAUGAGGUUACAACUGACACACUGUUCUCCAACUCUUCUGUAGACAAAGUUUUGUAAAUCUUGCUCUCCUAUGAUGAACGCUAUGCCACGUAUGUAACCUCAUACAGAGUGUUAAUUUUAGGGGUGGCGGCAUAGUGCUAUGGAGUGGUAUUUCCUAGAAAUAGACCAGGACGCAUCUGUAAAAAUAUUAGUACAUUGGAUGUCGAGAGGUGACUCAUAUUUUUUUGCAGGAAUUUCUUGAAAAUAAGUCAUAUUUGCGUUAUCCUCCCACUCAAAAAGGCCCUGAACAUUGUUUAAAUAAUCAAAAUGUCGAAAAAAUUAAGGAAAAAUUCGAUUUUUUCUUCGUUUUUUGAUUAUAACUUUAAAAGUAUUUAUUUUCGAGAAAGUUUGUACUAAUAUAAAAGUUGCGUAAUUAAAUUUGCUACAAACAGGAUUAGUUAAAAAAUUUUUAAAUUGUCAUCCUUGUUGCAAAAUAGCAAUAUUUGCUAAAACACCAUAAAAAAAACAAGUAUUCGCAUUUUACAUUUAUUUUUCAACCAUUUAUGCUACACUUAGGGCCUUCAUAUUUCACCCAGAAAAACUUUAUGAUAUAGUAAAACAAUACUAUAAAUUUCAUUAGGAUCGGAUUAAUAGAUUUUGCAAAAUAAAUUUUGCAAUCCAGCUUUCGCAAAAAAAUUAAUUUUCUCAAAAUGUUGCAGGACUGAAAAGUAAAGCAGACAGCAAGUAGUUGAAUUUUUUUUACAUAUAGAAGAAUACCGUACUUUUUAUUUACAAUUUGCAAAUUUAAAAUGGGUUAACUACCACGGAGUCAGGAAUUUUUUUAAAUAAACAUUAAUUUUUGGUGCUACGCGCAGGGCAGCGGAUACGUUUGCUCUUAUUGGGCUUUCCAAUGACCUUGGAUAUCGAUUGAUAAAUUUUAAUUUUUAGUACAUUUCGAUAAAAAUAAAUAAAAUUAUUUAUUGCAAAAUAAAAACACAUAUUCUGUCCUUAGAAAUAACACUUUUUUUAGCAAAUACUUUCUUUGUUCGUAUGUUUUAAUUUAGAGAAUAAAAGUUUACUAUUUUGAAACAUAUGCAAUUGUUUAAACAAUAUUUCACAAACAAUAAUCAAAUUAGUUUGAUUUUUGUGGAAUUAAAAUAUUAAAAUACAACAAAAUAUAGAGUAAGAAAAUAAUAUACUAGAUACAGAUUAGAAGAAAUUUUGGUGGAAAUCAACUUGUGUGAAUCGAGCACCGCUGUCCUGCGCGUAGCACCAAAAAUUAAUCUUUAUAAAAAAUUCCUGACGCCGUGGUAGUUAACCGAUUUCAAUUUUGCAAACUGAAAAUGAAAGGUACAGUAUUCUUAUACAUGUAAAAAAAAUUUAACUUGCUAUCUGCUUUAUUUUCAGUCUUGCGACAUUUUGAAAAAAUGAUUUAUUUUUUUUGCGAAAGCUGAAUUGCAAAAUUUAUUUUGCCAAAUCUGUUAAACUGAAUGAAAUUUACAGUAUUGUUUUACUAUAUAACAAAGUUUUUCCAGGUAAAAUAUGAAGGUCCUAAGUAUAGUAUAAUUGAUUGAAAAACGUAAAAUGCGAAUAUUUGUUUUUUAUGGUUUUUUCGCAGUUAUUACUAUUUUGCCACAAGGGUGACAAUUUUUAAAAAUUUUUGGCCAGUGCUAUAUUGUUGGAAAUUUAAUUACGCAACUUUUAUGUCAGUGCAACUUUUCUCUGAAGUAAAUACAUUUAAAGUUAUAAUCAAAAAACGAAGAAAAAAAAUCGAAUUUUUCCUUUAUUUUUUGACAUUUUGAUUAUUUAAACAAUGUUCCGGACCUUUUUGAGUGGGAGGAUAACUCAAUUAUUAUUAUAUGAGUUAAUUACAAGCAAUUUCUGCAAAAAAUAUGAGUCACCUCUCAACGUCCAUCUCAAAACAGAUGAGCCCUGGACUAAAAGGAGAUGCCGAACUUGUGGAUUUGAUUGGGUGAAUGACAGGUGAUAAGUACAUUUAAAACUUUUUAAAAGAUCAUAUUUUGCCAUUUGCCAGCCAUUUUGGAUUAACAAAUUCGUGUUAAUGCACCAUGACGCAGGUCUUCAUCUCGUUAGAAUAGUGAAUACUUACCUUGAUGAGAUUCAAUCUAAAAAUUAUAUUGGCCACCAUAUAGCCCAUAUCAAAUUUAAAUCCGAUUAUACCAUUUAUAUGACACUUUAAAACAUCACAUUCGGAAAAGAAUCUCUAUUUCCAUAACACUGAAAAGUUUUAUUUCACACGUUAAUUUCAAAAUAUGCAAUAUUUUUGUCCGUGAGUUUAUAAUUUGAUACCUACUUAAGUUAAUUUAAACUGUUUUUUAAGUUUAACACGUUGAUGGACAGUGCGGCAAAUGUAUAAGCAAGUAUUGUGAUACUUUAUGUAUUUUGCAAAGUAGAAUAGGAAAAUUGUUGAAUUUCUUUUAUCGCUUAUAGUUUAUGGAAUCAAUAAGUUUUUUAAUAUUUUUAGUAAAUAUGUGAACGACGAACAUGGACAUCGUGUCACAUACAUAAAUAUAAUGUGCAUCUGUAGAUGUAAUGUGACAUUUUUGACACCGAUUAUUUGUCACAACUUGUUAUUUUAAAAAUGCCGUCUAUAUACGUUGUGUGACAUUACAUCAAUGGAAAUUAGAUGUCUAUAGACGUUCUGUCCGUCAACGUGUUAAGUUAAGGGAGAGUAAAAUGUUGAUACCUACUUAAGUUAUUCUAAACUGUAGUUUAAGUUUAAGUAAGGUGAUAAUAUAAUUUGAGACCUACUUUAGUUAAGUAAUUACUUAAUGACUAUUUAAUAACUUAAGUUACUAUAAACUAUAGUAAAUCCUUUAUGUUGAUUAGAAUAGAAAGAAUAUGAGAGGGACUGCAAAAGCUGCAAGUCUGGACCAAUAUUAAAUUUUAAACAAAAUAAUUACAUAUCUUAUUUUUUGUUUGGUCACUUCUAUAUCUUUUUUACAUAAAAUUUGUAAGUUUACGUCGUUAAGACAUCAGUCGACUUCUACUAUUUAGAGCAACAUUAUAAAUCUCUCUGAAAAAUAUCUCAUAAUUUAUUGAGACACAAGAUAAUACAAGACAAUAAAUAUUACAAAACAAUGUCAUCAAACUAAAUAAUCUUUUAUUUUUAGCAUGUUUUCUUAGCAGAAACUAAACACAUUAUUAUUAAUUCUAGUAUUAUAAUAAAUUUUAAUUUUUAUUUAUGCUGAGUAACGAUACAGUAUUAAAGAUCCAAAUAGUGCCAAAGACGUAAUACCAGAUAUUUAUCAUAUACCUAAGUAUAAGUUUAAUUUUGCAUAUAUGAUUUUAUUAGUUUUUAAGUAAAGUUUUCAUAUAUGCUUAAUAUGUUUGUUUUAAUCAAUAAAUAAAAUUAUAUAAUGCAAACGA